GACUGUAUGCGGUGGGCGUCCCAGCACUUCCGCAGGCUGGAGUUUACUCAAGCUUUCCGUUUAAUGCGUGAAAUGCGAGUUUAGAGCGGAACGCGUGCCGCGCUGCUCCCGAACUGGUUUAAACGCCUUCAUAGCUGGUCCGGUUUACCGGAGGCGCCGGACGCGAGGCGGUAUCCGAGCUGGGAGUGCCAUCAUGAGUGUGCUGCCCCCUGUGCGGAAGGACCGCAUCAUCGCUCAGCUCCCCAAGUUCUUCAACAAAGGUGCUGCUUUACACACAAAGGAUGAAUUUCACCCCAAAGUGAAAACAGCCUGCCAGGAACAGAGGACUGGGACAGUGGGUAGGUUUAAAAUCUCCAAGGUUAUUGUGGUUGGGGACCUGGCAGUGGGAAAAACAUGUCUGAUUAAUAGGUUUUGUAAAGACGUGUUUGACAAAAAUUACAAAGCAACCAUCGGCGUGGACUUCGAGAUGGAGAGGUUUGAAGUGCUUGGGGUUCCGUUCAGCCUGCAACUGUGGGACACUGCGGGUCAAGAGCGGUUCAAGUGCAUUGCUUCCACAUACUACAGAGGAGCUCAAGCUGUAGUAAUUGUUUUUGAUUUGAAUGACGUGGCCUCAUUGCAGCAUACUAGGCAGUGGCUGGAGGACGCUAUGAAAGAGAAUGACCCCACCAGUGUUUUGCUCUUCUUAGUGGGCACAAAGAAAGACCUGAGUUCUCCUGCGCAGUAUUCUCUCAUUGAACAGGACGCUGUUAAACUGGCCUCAGAGAUCAACGCAGAGUACUGGGCUGUAUCCUCUUUGUCAGGGGAAAACGUGAGAGAGUUUUUCUUCCGCGUGGCGUCACUGACGUUUGAAGCCAAUGUGCUGGCAGAGCUGGAAAAAAGUGGCUCCAGGCGAAUUGGGGAAGUUGUCAAAAUCAACAGCAACACAAGUAACUUGUACGCAACUUCUAAGAAGAAACAGCCAAACUGCUGCCAGUAAAAGGAGCGGCUCAAACUGGGAAUUUUGCACUGAAAAUUACGGUACCAAAGCAAAAAGUAAAGUAUGUACAGGUUAACAGGGAGACUAUAGAAAUGGAUUUUUAAAGACCACAUCUACACAUAAGGAAUGCACAGUAAGCUUUGUGGUUAGCUCUCUGUGGAGAGGGUGGAACUGAAAACUGUUGGAAUUGAGAGAACAUUCCUUAGUAGGAUAUCAUGAGGUUUUCAUUUUUGUGGUGGAAUUUUUUUCCCCUAUGAUGUCUAUGCACAAAAAUCUGUCUUCUCUUCUGUGUUUCACUUUUAUGAAUGAUUAUGGUACUAUAUUAAAGGUAACUAGGUCUCUUCUUUUUUUUUAGAUACUUCAUUUUAGUUCACGUGGAUCAGUAUAUUAAGGUCGUGCGUGGCCAAGUAUUAACUGCACAGUGAAAGUGGCAUUGCAUUUUAAUGAUUAAUCAAAAAUGCAGUUUCAAUAAUGUAUUUAAAAUAGUACUGAAUGCUGUAGUGUACAAAUUUCAAAACUAAGUUUUUUUUACUAUUUUACACAAUGCUGAACAAUUUAUAGAUCUUUGUUAAUGUGCAUUUUGUUUGAAUAAAACAUUUUUAUACUGUAUGCAAAUUA
Messenger RNA from Pygocentrus nattereri (red-bellied piranha), 1594 nucleotides. RefSeq names its product RAB34, member RAS oncogene family a (gene rab34a). Gene Ontology annotation, molecular function: GTP binding; GTPase activity. Gene Ontology annotation, biological process: phagosome-lysosome fusion; endocytosis. The coding region runs from base 194 to 976 and encodes 260 amino acids. NCBI's taxonomy places the organism in Eukaryota, Metazoa, Chordata, Actinopteri, Characiformes, Serrasalmidae. The record is from RefSeq and is a predicted model, not a curated record. The transcript has 11 exons.